Molecule: messenger RNA, 1224 nt
Organism: Penicillium manginii
Lineage: Eukaryota; Fungi; Ascomycota; Eurotiomycetes; Eurotiales; Aspergillaceae
Product: iron-containing alcohol dehydrogenase
Exons: 3
Coding region: 1-1224 (407 amino acids)
Cellular component (GO): mitochondrion
Molecular function (GO): metal ion binding; alcohol dehydrogenase (NAD+) activity
Source: RefSeq, a predicted model, not a curated record
AUGACUGAAACCGUUCGCCCGGCAUUCUCUGGCCGCGAGCGCCCGCUACUCUCAUAUGGCAUCGCCUUCCCCGCCGCCGCCGCCCGACAUGUCACUGAGACCUUCCACGCUUCACGCGUAUAUGUGAUCUGCUCAGGCUCAUUGGCUCGGAAUACCGACUCUCUUGGCCGCUUGAAUGCUGCACUGGGACCGGACAGGGUCGUCGGGUGUCGUGUCGGAAUGCAGAGCCACACGCUCUGGUCCGAAGUCCUCGAGAUCGUCGAGGAGGCGCGAAAUGCAAAGGCUGAUCUAAUCCUCACACUGGGAGCGGGUAGCUUGACUGAUGGAGCAAAAAUUGUUGCUUUGGCCCUCGCCAAUGAUGUUCGCAAGCCAGAUGAACUCGAAACGCUCGCAGAAGGUCCGGAUAAGAGAGAAAAUAUCCAGAAGCCUACCGUACCCAUUAUUUCUGUGCCAACUUCUCUUUCCGCGGGAGAGUAUUCCAACUUCGCCGGUGGGACUGAAGAUGUAUCACGCCGGAAGUAUAGCUUUCAACCACCUACCCGUGGACCACAAUUGAUUAUUUUGGACCCCGAGCUAGCGGCGAAAACUCCCGACUCCAUCUGGAUCAGUACGGGCGUACGCGCUGUGGACCAUUGUGUGGAGACGCUCUGUGCCAUCGUUGGGACGACAUCUGCGUCGGACGAGCUGGCAGAACGCGCACUCGGCAUGCUGGUCCCCGGACUCCUUCGCUGUCACAAGGACCGUGCAGACCGUAAUGCUCAUCUUCAGUGCCAAUUGGGAUCAGUGGAUGCGAUGGCGGCUUGUACGAGUGGAUCAGUGGAAUUGGGAGCUAGCCACGGAAUUGGACAUCAGCUCGGCCCUCUCGGAGUUGGUCACGGUGAAACAAGCUGUAUUCUUCUCCCGGCUGUGUGUAAAUUCAAUGCAAAGCACAAUGCCAACCGGGAUCGACAAGCGCGAGUUCGCGAGUUCCUCCUUAACGACCCCAUCGUAUCGGAGGUUCUACAUAGCCGGUCGGUUGAUACUGAGACGGCCGAUCUUGGCGAUAUCCUCGAUGCAGUGAUCCGUGAGCUUGGUAUGCCGCGGUCCCUUGCUGAUGUGGGUGUUGGCCGGGAUAAGCUGGAUGCACUGGCAGCGCAUAGUCUACACGACCGAUGGUGCCAGUCAAAUCCAGUACCAUUAAAGGAGAAGGAACAGGUACUGGAGAUUCUGGAGAUGGUGGUUUGA